AUGGCUUCCUCUUCGCCCGCAAUUCUUCCUAUUUCCAAUCCCCAACCCGCCGCCGGUGCCACCGCCACGGCCGGAUCCACAGAUUCCACUCUGACUGCCCAAGGUCCCCCACCCGCCUUCCGCGCAUUCAUCAACCAGAUCAGCGACACCGUCCGCAACGGCAUCGCAGCCCGACGUCCCUGGUCGGAGCUCCUCGACCGAUCCGCAUUCAACAAGCCGGAAUCUCUCUCCGAAGCUACACAACGCAUCCGCAAGAACUACGCUUACUUCCGUGUCAACUACAUCGCCAUCAUCACCGUCGUCCUCGCCAUUUCCCUCCUCACCAACCCGCUCUCCCUCAUCCUCCUCGCGGGACUCCUGGCCGCCUGGCUCUUCCUCUAUUUCUUCCGUAACCCCUCCGACGGCCCGCUCACGAUUUUUGGCCGACAGUUCUCCGAUCUUGAGACCAUCGCCCUUCUCGUGGUCUCCACCAUCUUCGUCGUCUUCCUCACCAGCGUCGGAUCGGUUCUCGUUUCGGCCCUCAUGGUGGGCCUUGCUAUCGUGGCUGUUCACGGUGCUUUCAGGGUUCCCGAGGAUCUGUUUCUCGAUGAGCAAGAAUCGCCUGCAACCGGGUUCCUCUCUUUCUUGACCGGCCCUGCCCCCUCCGCCGCUGUUCCCGUCGCUAGGGUUUGA
Molecule: messenger RNA, 672 nt
Organism: Oldenlandia corymbosa var. corymbosa
Lineage: Eukaryota; Viridiplantae; Streptophyta; Magnoliopsida; Gentianales; Rubiaceae
Source: the annotation of a GenBank genome assembly